Molecule: messenger RNA, 1586 nt
Organism: Malurus melanocephalus (red-backed fairy wren)
Lineage: Eukaryota; Metazoa; Chordata; Aves; Passeriformes; Maluridae
Product: coagulation factor VII-like
Exons: 8
Coding region: 128-1405 (425 amino acids)
Biological process (GO): blood coagulation; proteolysis
Cellular component (GO): extracellular region
Molecular function (GO): calcium ion binding; serine-type endopeptidase activity
Source: RefSeq, a predicted model, not a curated record
CUUUUGCUGUUUCCAUGACUCGCCGGCCCCUCCUCUGGCUCCAAGCAUUUGAAGCUGAGCUCUUUGGCCAAACAGUCCUUGAUGAAAUGUCAAUACWCUACUGGGACACUGGCUUGCAGGGUUCAUCAUGAUUUCCAGGCAGUGUGUGCCUUUGUUUCUCUGCUUUCUGCUGCUGAUCCCUCUUUCUCUGGAUGCAGUCUUUCUAAAGAAGGAAGAGGCGAGCAGCAUUYUGCAAAGGCAAAGACGAGCCAACAGCUUCUUUGAAGAGAUAAAACUGGGGUCACUAGAGCGAGAAUGCAAAGAAGAAACAUGUUCCUAUGAAGAAGCAAGAGAGAUUUACCAUGAUGUUGAAAGGACAGAUGAGUUCUGGCUCACCUAUUCUGACCCUAACCAGUGUGCCUCCAACCCCUGUCAGAAUGGUGGGAUUUGUGACGACCAGUUUCAGGAUUAUGUUUGCCGCUGUCCUGUCGAAUACGAGGGCAAAAACUGUGAGAAAGCUGUGGCUGACAGACUGAAGUGCAUUUUUGACAACGGUGGCUGUGAACAGUACUGUACUGACAAGCUGUCCAAAAUACGCGUGUGCUUCUGUGACGAUGAUUACACUUUAGCGAGUGAUGGCGUGUCCUGCAUCCCUCAAGUGAAAUACCCAUGUGGAAAAAUACCAGUGCUGGCAAAAAGAAAUUCAACUGCACGAGGGAGAAUAGUAGGUGGUUUAAUCUGUCCUCCAGGUGAAUGUCCAUGGCAAGCCCUUAUAAUACAGGAUCAGAAAGAAAAGUGUGGUGGUACCCUGCUUUCUCCAGAGUGGGUGGUCACUGCAGCUCACUGUUUGGAAUAUACUCAUCCCAAACAGCUUCGGGUGAGACUGGGUGAACACAAAAUAAAUGUCGAUGAGAAAACUGAGCAAGAUAGUGGAGUCGCCAGGAUGAUCAUUCACGAAGGAUACAUAAAUGGACAGGUCAAUAAUGAUAUUGCCCUCUUGAAACUGGAAACACCGGUGAAUCUCACCGACUAUGUGGUGCCAAUCUGUUUGCCUGAGAAAAGGUUUGCUGUCCRUGAAUUGUCCACCAUCAAGUUCUCCACAGUAAGUGGAUGGGGACGCCUCAUAGACGGAGGUGCCACCUCUUCUGUUCUGAUGAGAGUUGAUUUGCCACGUGUAAAGUCACGAGAAUGUGAAAAGGAGACCAAUUUUAAUAUUACAGAGAAUAUGUUCUGUGCAGGGGACCUGUCUGGGCUUAAGGACUCCUGCAAGGGAGACAGUGGUGGUCCUCAUGCUACACAGUACAACAACACUUGGUUUCUGACUGGGAUUGUCAGCUGGGGAAAGGGCUGUGCUGUUGAAGGCAGUUACGGGGUUUACACAAGGGUAUCCAAAUACAUCGACUGGUUGAAGGAGCACAUGGACUAAUGAUGUUGAACCAGAGYAUUUCCAGGUUAUGUGAUUGCCCCCCAAUCCCUCUGCACCAUUUUCCUAUUGAAGGAUUCCUUCAUUAUCUUAGACAUGUGAUACAUGUCCAUACCCAYGACACUAUUAAUUAUUUGAAGUGAGCUUAAGGUCUACUUGAAUACAUAAAGUAACUUCCCUCUCA